Phytomonas sp. EM1 is the source of this 255-nucleotide messenger RNA. The record is from the annotation of a GenBank genome assembly. NCBI's taxonomy places the organism in Eukaryota, Euglenozoa, Kinetoplastea, Trypanosomatida, Trypanosomatidae.
AUGUUUAUAAGGUAUUUUGCAAUUGGUUCACUAUGUGGUGUUCUUGCUUGUGUCCGGCAUUGUAGGGAUCUCGUAGCGGAGAACUCGAGGGAGCUGCGGGCGUACUACAAGAGUAUUGCCGACUGCAUGGAUCAGAUGAGGACGAUAGAGGAGCUUGCCGGACCGGAGGGGGUCUCCGUUCGUGAGUUGACAAAAUUUAGCACACCGGUUGGGAGCACCCAAAGGGCAAAACGGGUUACCUAUAUCUUUCCAUAG